Molecule: messenger RNA, 723 nt
Organism: Paracoccidioides brasiliensis Pb18
Exons: 3
Coding region: 1-723 (240 amino acids)
Biological process (GO): translational initiation
Cellular component (GO): cytoplasm; eukaryotic translation initiation factor 4F complex
Molecular function (GO): translation initiation factor activity; RNA 7-methylguanosine cap binding
Source: RefSeq, a predicted model, not a curated record
AUGGCUACCACGGCAGAGAAUGUGGUCUUGAUCCAAACCCCCGCAAAUAAUGAGAAUUUGGCUCCCGAUGCUGCUGCUCAGACAAAAUCGGGCGACACCGUCACUGUCUUCCAUGAUCCGAACAACUUCAAUGUCAAACACCCGUUGAUGCAUGAUUGGACACUCUGGUUUACAAAACAGCCAAGUGGGAAGGGAGACAAUUGGAACGAACUUCUCAAGGAGGUUGUGACUUUUAACUCAGUGGAGGAAUUCUGGGGAAUUUACAACAACAUCACUCCCACCUCCAAACUAGGCCUGAAAGCAGAUUACCACCUCUUCAAAAAGGGUGUCCGUCCCGAAUGGGAAGACCAACAAAAUAAGCACGGUGGUAAAUGGUCGUACUCCUUCCGCGAUAAGCAAAACGUUCUCAUCGAUGAGCUCUGGCUUCACGCCCAGCUCGCUGCCAUCGGCGAAACCCUUGAGAACGACGGUGAUAACGAAGUUAUGGGCGUAGUCGUCAACGUGCGCAAGGGUUUCUACAGAGUCGGCCUGUGGACCCGGACUGUCGGCAAAAGCACGCCAGAGGGCCGUCCUGCAGAGAAGGGCAAGGAAAUUCUACUUAAUAUUGGCAGGAAGUUCAAGGAGGUGCUACGCCUAAAAGACAAUGAGAUUUUGGAGUUUUCUGGCCAUACCGAUAGUGCCCAUGCGGGGAGUACGAGGGCGAAGGCUAAGUUUUCGGUUUGA